UUUGAUCUGGAGGGGAUAGACGGUUGCGGUGGCGCGGGCUCCGACUCAGCCUGUCCUGCCGAGCUGGCCGGCCAUCCCUGAAACUCCCGCCCAAAAAGAAGGCGAGGAGGGCAGGGAAGGCUCAGCCGGAGGCCGGAGGUGCGUGCUGAAGCUGCUGGCCAGGAGGAAAGUGUGGGCUGCCUGGCGAAGGAGGAGUGCCUAGAAAGUUGGCGUCCUCCGCCGGCGGAGCCAUGAUCUGGGGGGGCAGCCUUGACCUCGCGCCUCCGAGCGUAGCGCGUCCCCCACUGCUCGCCCCUCUGCUGCUGCCGACGCAGAGGUCUUUGCUGUUGCUGCUCUUACUGUUGCUGCUGCUCGGGGUCUCGGCGCCGCUGGCAGGGCGCGCGGAGAAACUAGGUGAUGGAUGUGGGCACAUGGUGACUUACCAAGACAGUGGCACACUGACAUCUAAGAAUUAUCCAGGGACCUACCCCAAUCAUACCAUAUGUGAAAAGACCAUUACAGUCCCUCAGGGGAAAAGACUGAUUUUGAGACUUGCAGAUGUGAAUAUUGAAUCUCAAACAUGUGAAUCCAACUACUUACUCUUCGUCAGUUCCUCAACCCCGUAUGGUCCAUAUUGUGGAAGCAUGAAUAUCCCCACAGAAUUCUACCUGAACACAAAUGAAGUGACUGUUCGCUUUGAGAGUGCAUCCCACAUUUCUGGGCGUGGAUUUUUGUUGUCCUAUGCCAGUAGUGAUCAUCCAGAUUUAAUAACAUGCUUGGAUCGUGCUAACCAUUUUUCAAAGACCGAGUACAGCAAAUUCUGUCCAGCUGGCUGCAGAGACAUAGUAGGCGAUAUCUCUGGGAAUGUGGUAGACGGAUACAGAGAUACCUCUCUAUUAUGCAAAGCAGCAGUGCAUGCAGGAGUGAUUGCAGAUGAACUGGGGGGACAGAUCAAUGUGCUCCAGUCAGAAGGGAUCAGCCGUUAUGAAGGAAUCCUGGCCAAUGGCAUCUUCUCCAAGGACGGUUCUCUGUCACAUAAGCGAUUUGUGUUUCUAUCCAAUGGAUGCAAUAAAUCACUGAAUUUGGAACCUGCCAAACAAAUCACAGCUUCUUCCUCUUGGCAUUGGGUCAAUGAAAAUGGAGAAGAGAUUCAUUGGUCUCCUGGCCAGGCACGGCUGCAGGACCUAGGGCCAUCAUGGGCUUCAGGAGACACCAGCACCAGCCACAAAUCUGGAGAGUGGCUGGAAAUAGAUUUGGGCGAGAAAAAGAGAAUAACCGGGAUUAGGACUGCAGGAUCCACCCAAACAAAUUUCAACUUUUAUGUUAAGUCAUUUGUGAUGGAUUUCAAAAAUCUCAACUCCAAGUGGAAAACCUACAAAGGAAUUGUGAACAAUGAAGAAAAGAUAUUUCAAGGCAACUCUAACUUUAGAGAUCCAGUACGGAACAAUUUCAUCCCUCCCAUUGUGGCCAGAUAUGUGAGGAUUAUUCCAAAGACCUGGCACCAGAGAAUUGCUCUGAAAGUGGAACUGAUUGGUUGUCAGAUUACACAAGGCAAUAAUUCAUUUGUUUGGCACAAGCCAAGUCCAAGUACAGGUGUCUCAAUUGGGAAAGAAGAUAAAACUCGCACAAAGCCCAUUCCCUCAUCUGAAGAAGAAAGAGUUACAAAGCUGAGGACUAUAAUCAUUCCAUUGGUGCUCUUUGUGGUCUUGCUCACAGUUGGAAUGGGUAUUUUUGCUGCUGUGAAAAAAAUGAAGACAAAAGGAAAUCCUUACGGAUCAGCUGAGGCACAGAAAAAAGGAUGUUGGAAGCUGCUCAAACAGCCCUUUGUCAGACGUCAAUCAUCAGAGUUCACCAUCAGUUACGAAAAUGAAAAGAUGACACAGAAAUUAGACCUGGUCACAAGUGACAUGGCAGAUUAUCAUCAACCUCUCAUGAUUGGAACUGGGACAGUCAUGAGGAAAGGUUCCACCUUCAGACCAAUGGACACAGAAGCUAAUGAGACAGGGAAGAACUCUGAGCCCGAAAACCACUAUGCCUGUCCUCACCCAACCAACCGCCAUGAGUAUGCGCUGCCUUUGACAAAUCAGGAACCUGAGUAUGCCACCCCUAUUAUAGAACGGCACUUAAUGAGAGAGAAAACCUUUCCUGAAGGGGGCUACAAUGUACCUGCCAUAGCUCCAGCUCACAAACAUUCCCUAUCCUCUGGCAGCUUCUCCAAUUCAGGUAGAGUGGAUGCUAAACAUGGAGACUACCAGUUGCCUCAAGGCCUUAAGCCAGAGGAGGGUGACUAUGAUAAACCUAAAGUCAAAAGCUUCUUAACCACAGAAGACUGUGAUGCUGACUAUCAAAAGCCUCAAAUGAAUCCCUUAAUAAAUGAUGGUUAUUCAGCCCCUAGAGACUGUCUCAAACCAAUAAACCAGACUGCAAUGACUGCCCUUUUAUAAGCUCAACAUGAAAGAAAUUUGCUGUGGUACUGAGCAUUAUGCUGGUGUGCAGUCACUGGAAAAAAAAUUAGGAUCUUCCUAAAGGUUUUUUAUAUGUGUGUGUAUGUGUGUGUGUGUGUGUGUAUAUCUUUUUCUACCUAUAUCUAUUGCUGUAGAUAUAAUUUUUAGCUAUUUAUAUGUAUAUAGAUAGAAAUACUUACCUGUAUAUUGAAGUAUGUUUAGUUUAUGUUUAGAGAUUUAGCUAUAUUGCUAGAUGUGGAUAUCUUUAUACUCACAUGUAGUGAUAUAGCUAUAUCACUAUACAUAUAUACAAAUACAUAUAGAUAGCUAUAGAGAUAUAUCUAUAUUGAUAUAGGUAGAACUACAUCUUAUUAGUACACAUGUACACACAUACCCACUGUAUGUAUGUAUGUAUGUAUGUUUGUGUAUCUAUACAUAUAUACACACUACAUAUAGUGUGUAUAUAUGUAUAUUUAAAAUAUAUAGACAUACAUGGGGUGUGUGUGCAUGUAUCCUAAUAGGAUCUUGCUGGGGAGGUUCAAAGACAACCUCUUUUACUGUUUACACAAUAAUGCAAUUGAUGUUGGUCUUGACCUUAGAGGUCUGUGGUUUUUCUUGUGGGCUGGCAGAUGUUGUCAGAUGAGUAGGUGGUAUUUUCCUUUCUGUAACUGUGAUCUUAAGCUACUUGGUGUAAUAUGUGCAAUCUGUACAGAAUUUUAUUUAACAUGAAUUAAAAUAACUUAAAUUUUCUUGAUCAAAUUUUAGAUCUGCACAGAGGUUAAGUGGGAAUGUGCAGCUGUUGUUUUUAAAAAAACUUAUAUAAUAGUUACGUUGACUUUUAAGAUAUAUUUUAUCUGAUAGAGUCUUAGCAGCAGGACUGUUUAAACUUAAUCUUGUUAUUGUGGCUCAUUUCCUUUCCUUUGAUAGUGAAAAGUAAAAGCAUUUUUAUUUUUCUUCUCCUAGAAGAUCUGAUUACUUGAAGCAUUAAAAGCACACCAACAAGGGUGAUGGUUUUUUAGCAAUUGUGUUGUUGUUGUUGUUUUUUAAAAAAAUCAGCCAUGAUCUGUUCUCUUGUGAUCAUUAGCUGCUUAGGUUCUAUUUUCAAAUAUUUAGUCAUUUCUUCAGAACAGUUUCAAUUUUUGUGAAUUUCAGAAGACUUCAUAUUCGUCCAGGUCCUAAGAGAAGUUUUUCUUCUUUCUGCUGAUCAUUUCAUCACUUCUCAUAUACUCUUAACUUGAACUUUGGGUAAUACCACAGAGCUUUCUUUCCAUAUGUGUCUACUCUUUUCAAAAUGUCUGUGAAGCCAAAAUGUGAAUUAAUAAAAAUGAAAAACAAAAAACCCUGCUCUUCAUACCAACAGAAGAUGAAGGUAACGUAGCAAUUCUGCCUUGCGUUACUGGGUAUGACUUCUGAUCUCAGUUUAACAUUGAGUCUGGGGUCAAAUAACCACAUUUGGCUCUAAGAACAGAUGUUAAUGAGACUGAGAAAAAAAGUAGUUUUAAUUUGUUUUUAUUUCAAAGUAUUCUACUGCAAGAGUGACAAAGAUAGUACAAUAGUUUUAUCAAGAUGGUUGGAAAAGAGGCAUUUUUGAAAAAAUGCAUUUUCCUCUCUGGCACAUAUUACUAAUUCUAGAUUAGGUCAGACUUGAGCUUUUAAAUUAUUUGAAGUGGUUUUUAUCUAAGCAGUCUUUAUGAAAUAAAACUGUGCAAUGUAGUUAUUUUUGAACACUGUAAGCAAGAGAGGAAGUAGAUCUUUCUCCAUCUAUGACCUUCCUUGGUAUAUUAGCUGAAAGUCUGGACCAAAAAAACUCAAGUCUCUAAAUUCUGGAUGUAACUGUAGUUGUGUACAGUUUUUCAUAAUUUCUGUGAAAUGUAUAGAAAACACUGAGGGGUGCUGAAAUGCAAUGGCAGCUUAUUUUCCCAACACUGUGGGGCUAAGUUGUUAGACAUUUUUGUUGUUUACAUGGUUGUACUAUAUACUAAUUUUAAUAAUUAA
Dromiciops gliroides (monito del monte) is the source of this 4418-nucleotide messenger RNA. RefSeq names its product discoidin, CUB and LCCL domain containing 1 (gene DCBLD1). Lineage: Eukaryota; Metazoa; Chordata; Mammalia; Microbiotheria; Microbiotheriidae. The record is from RefSeq and is a predicted model, not a curated record. The coding region runs from base 231 to 2423 and encodes 730 amino acids. The transcript is spliced from 15 exons.